AUGUAUGUGUUAGGGCACAGCGUAGGGCCGGAAGAAGACCAGGGAAGAUAUGUGAGGGGUGAUGAGCAGAGUACAGAGGACAUUCCUACAGAUAACCGGCCAGAUGACUGUACCAGGAACUUGGAGAAACAUCUGGCAUCUUCAGAUUUUGAAGUAGAUGAUUGUGGUAUCAUACAAGAUAUAUAUGAAGAGCAUGCCAAUAUCCAAAAUAUACCCUCAUCCAAUCACAGCAACAAUGCAACAUUUGAUACUUUUAAACAGGUCCAAUCUUCUGAUUCAUCACAGACUGUAACACAGAAUAAAAGUCACAGAAAAGGUGUUAAACAUCAAACUCACGUAAGAGGGAAGCCAGUUUCAUGUUCAGAAUGUGGAAAAUGUUUUAGAUAUAAAUCAGAAUUAGUGAGACAUCAGAGAAUUCACACAGGAGAGAAGCCAUUUUCAUGCUCAGAAUGUGGGAACUGUUUUAAGUAUAAACAUGGUCUUGUUAAACAUCUGAGAAUUCACACGGGAGAAAGGCCAUAUCCAUGUUCAGAAUGUGGGAAAUCUUUUAAAAGUAAAACAGAUCUUGUUAUACAUCAGAGAACUCACACAGGAGAGAAGCCAUAUCCAUGUUCAGAAUGUGGGAAAUGUUUUAAGUAUAAACCAGGUCUUGUUAAACAUCAGAGAAUUCACACGGGAGAAAGGCCAUAUCUAUGUUCAGAAUGUGGUAAAUCUUUUAAUAGUAAAACAGAUCUUGUUAUACAUCAGAGAACUCACACAGGAGAGAAGCCAUAUCCAUGUUCAGAAUGUGGGAAAUGUUUUAAGAGGAAAACGGCUCUUGUUAUACAUCAGAGAGGUCACACAGGGGAGAAGCCAUUUUCAUGUUCAGAAUGUGGGAAAUGUUUUAAGUAUAAACAAGGUCUUAAACAUCAGAGAAUUCACACGGGAGAAAGGCCAUAUACAUGUUCAGAAUGUGGGAAAUGUUUUAAGAGGAAAACGGCUCUUGUUAUACAUCAGAGAGGUCACACAGGGGAGAAGCCAUAUCCAUGUUCAGAAUGUGGUAAAUCUUUUAAUAGUAAAGCAGAUCUUGUUAUACAUCAGAGAACUCACACAGGAGAGAAGCCAUAUCCAUGUUCAGAAUGUGGGAAAUGUUUUAAGAGGAAAUCGGCUCUUGUUAUACAUCAGAGAGGUCACACAGGGGAGAAGCCAUUUUUAUGUUCAGAAUGUGGGAAAUGUUUUAAGUAUAAACCAGGUCUUCUUAAACAUCAGAGAAUUCACACGGGAGAAAGGCCAUAUACAUGUUCAGAAUGAAACAAAUCUUGUUAUACAUCAGAGAACUCACACAGGAGAGAAGCCAUAUCCAUGUUCAGAAUGUGGGAAAUGUUUUAAGAAGAAAUCUGCUCGUUAUACAUCAGAGAGGUCACACAGGGGAGAAGCCAUUUUCAUGUUCAGAAUGUGGGAAAUGUUUUAAGGAUAAAUCAGGUCUUGUUACACAUCAAAGGAUUCACACAGGGGAGAAGCCAUUUUCAUGCUCAGAAUGUGGGAAAUAUUUUAAGUAUAAACAAGGUCUUGAUACACAUCAGAGAAUUCACAUAGGAGAGAGUCCAUAUCCAUGUUAAGAAUGUGGUAAAUUUUUUAACAGUAAAUCACAUAUUAUUAUACAUCAGAGAACUCACACAGGGGAGAAGCCAUUUUCAUGCUCAGAAUGUAGGAAAUGUUUUACGUAGCAAUCGGCUCUUAUUGCACAUCAGAGAAUUCACACAGGGGAGAAGACAUUUUCAUGCUCAGAAUGUGGGAAAUGUUUUAAGCAUAAAUCAAAUCUUGUUUCACAUAAAAAAAAACUCACAUAGAGAAGCCAUCUCCAUGCUUAGCCCAUUAGUGGCCACCCUUAUGUGUUUUUAUGGUAGUCCGUGUCGCUAACUGUUUUAUCCGUCAGAUACUCCUUUUUACAGGGAGAUAAAACAGAACCUUGCUUUGAGUUACCAGAGGUGGCUGAGGGCUUGGAGUGAUGAUUGGGACCACUGUGAGAGCUCCCCAAACACGUAUUGUCUCCUGUAUUGAAUGAAUACCUGUCAUCUAAGGACAGAUCCAGUUAAAAGUGAAAGUUUAUAUAAACUGGAUUCCAAAAAAGUUGGGACACUAUACAAAUCGUGAAUAAAAACUGAAUGCAAUGAUGUGGAGGUGCCAACUUCUAAUAUUUUAUUCAGAAUAGAACAUAAAUCACGGAA
Molecule: messenger RNA, 2207 nt
Organism: Bufo gargarizans (Asiatic toad)
Lineage: Eukaryota; Metazoa; Chordata; Amphibia; Anura; Bufonidae
Product: zinc finger protein OZF-like
Exons: 3
Coding region: 1-1290 (429 amino acids)
Source: RefSeq, a predicted model, not a curated record